UUGCUUUCUUAAGUAUAUUUGUGAUGUCAGUAGCAUUCAAGGUAUUUUUAUUCAGUUGUGAAGAUAUUGACGACUAUAAUUCACAAGACUUAUGUGCUUUACAGUUUGUAACUAUACAAAUUACAAUACUUGUCUAUUAAAGAUUUAUAUUUGUCCCUUUGGUUCUUACCAGCUCUUUCUGAAACGAGGAGAGAGAUCAUUAUCCUCUUUUUAUAGAUGAGGAGACUGAAAUUCAGGGAGGAUUCCGGGUUAAGGGAUUCGUUAACAGACACUUCAUGAAAAGUGGUCAGAAUUUGAACCCAGUUCUGAUUCUAAAACCUAUCUGCCUCCUCUCUAUUCAUGGAUAAAUUGAGUAGGGGAGUCUAUUAUUGACUGUCCAGCAUGGGCUAGUAAUUUCAGACACGCUAUUUUUCAUCUACAAACUACAGGGUAGGGAACUAUGAUCAAAGAUAGAGAAAUUAAGGUUUAGAGAGGACCAAUAACUUUUUAGACGCAUGGGAAAGGGCUGAGCCCUUUCAGUGAGAAAUAGUAGAUAACUCUGGGAAGAGAGGUGUUGUCAGGUUACUGAAGUUUCUUGAGUGUGCAAAGCCAGACAGAGCAUCUCGUAAAAGGAAGCUCAUUGGUAAAAGCGUUUGGGAGGUGUGUUUGCUAUUCUGAGGAAUAUUUUCUUUUCCUUUUCAACAAAUCUUUAUCACGUACGGAAUCUUUGCUCUGCCACCUGCAAACAGACUGGAGAACAAUGAAAAACACCCUCUGCAGGAUAUUGAUUCCGAUGGAGCAAAUGUUGAUUAAGCAGAAUGGUGGCUUUUUUUUUUUUAACUGGAGGCGUUCCAGAUCUUUCCUUAGGCCUGUCUCUCCAGGGAAAUGAGCUCUAUCCUCAAAAAUCUACAAAAAAACCGGGGUAAGAAUGUAGAUUUACGAUGGGAGACGCUGGGCGGAAGGAGGCUAUCUGGUAGGCUAUCUAGAAGCUCAUCUUUGUGUUAUUGGAGAAACACUCUCCCUCUUGACAGGAUAUAGUCUGGUUAUCACAUAAUCUUCUCAGGUUUCAUUCUCAUUCUGUGCUUACAAAUACCCCAAAUAUAAAGAGAUGCAUUUCAUUAAGACAGCAUUUUAAGAGGCAGUUAAUCCCAGCUGUUGCCAUCUAUCUUAAACACCUACCUUUUCACCCUAGUGUGGAGUUUACAUGUCGAUAAGGGAUGUGAAAAAGGGAACCGCAGAAAUCUCGGCAAAGGCAAAACACCAAGGCUGCCUGUGGGAAUUGGAGUCAGAGAAAGAGCCCUGGAAGCUUUAAGUUCCAGAACGGCCCCUGGUACAAUACUUGCCUGCCUUGGGGCUUUGGGCUGACCCCAGACACCGAGGACUGUAAACACUUUUCCAGUCACAUAAACGGAAGGAUUCUGUGCCUGCAACUUCGGCAUUUUCUCCUUAAGAGACCUGUGGCAAAACAAGUGAAAAACACAGCUUCAAAGUCAUCACCAGCGUCACCGUGAGCCAAAACAGACCUCCUGAGGCCAACCCUUUUUGUCCCUUUCCUGUGCACCAUGAGUCCCAUUGCCUUCAUCACCCAAGUGACAGCCUGGCCUUGUGAUUUAUGAGCAUGGUGUCUCCGUGGCUGGGCUCUGAGCGUCUGCACCCUGGGUUUCUGGGAGCCUCGUGCAACGGUGAGCCCACUGCAGGGGCUUGAAAAGUAUCUGUUGACCAUCUGACAGGGUGAAUGAAUGACGUGGAGUCACGUUGCAACAGAUCCUGCUAUGGAAUCACCUGGAGAUCUCCAACUAAGAGCACAGAAGACGGGCGAGCAACUCAGCCCCUUGAAGGCACAGCAUUCAGCAAAGGCACCCCUUGGGGAAGGAAAGCGGGGGCAGCAACACCUGGCGUAUGAUCACGAUGAGGCCUUGGAGAAAUCCCAAAGAGAUCUGCUCUCAGUUACACAGUCAUUUGGUUGGGUUUUACUUCUUGUUCAUCUAGCCAUCCGCCAAUGCUUCAUGAGUAGCUUUUAACAUUUAACAAAUGAGAAAACUGGAAUAGGGAAGAGUUUAGAAUUCGAGAUUAUUACUUACAUUUUUGGAGAGUUCAAAACAUUUCCUUUUGUGCAAUCUUAUUUAAUCAUAAUAAUAAUCCUAUAAGAUGGUGCUCUUAAAGACUACUAUUAGUUUGGUUGAGUUAGAAAAAGGCUGAGAGAGGCUAGAAUUUCAAUAUUGUCCUGCCUCUGUUCCUAGAUACAUAUAUGCUGAAGCCAAGUGACGGCGAAUUCAAAGCCUCUGUUAGCACAAGGCUUUUGCCUCUGAAUACCGGUGCGUCCCCCCGGGAGCCAGGCUGGACUGCUGGGAGGGCUCCUUGUGACCAGGCAGGAACAGCAAUGCCAUAAGUAGGCCAAGGCUCUUUCUCAGUGCUUGCCAGCAAGCUGCACUUAAUUCUCAGCCCUCUGUUCUCCUGCUCUGAGUCCAAGGAGAGAAUGGUCCAAGAAAAUGGGAGAUAAGUAAAGGAGAGGAAAAGGAGACUCCUUUUAAGCCUAGAGCAGACUUGCCUCUUUUCAUCUCCUCAGAGCAGAACAGCUCCAAGAAUCCAAGAAGCUUGAGUAGCCUGGGGCAGCCCUGAGUCUCUGGCCCUGAAGGGUUUGCAAUUGAAAAAGAUCAGUAUUCUUCGGAGAGUGAGAUUGUCUUUACUGCUCAGCACUCGGCCCAGGGAUAGGUCCUUGAUUCAUCCCUAUCUGCCCUCAUCUUCCUUGGGGAAUAGAUGGGAAGGGAUAAAGGAAGAGAAGAUGGUAGACGAGAGCCUCCUGAUGGGAUAAGAAUCAUUCCCGUCCUAUAGCUGAGAUACUAAGACUCAGAGGUUAAGUGGCCUCUCCUCCAUCACGCAGCCGGGCAGAGCUAGACGCAGUACAAGAAUUCAUCCACUCAAGGCUUCUGUUUGAUGCUCAGGGCCGCACCUGGUCCCAUGCUGCUCUUCCCGCUGAGACCGCACACACCCAGCAUGCUGUGCACACUGGGCCGCUGCCACUCAGGAGCUGUGAAAUGCAGUGGAGGGAACUGUGAAUAUAGUUCCUUUAUACAGAGGAGUUAAAAAGCACUGAAAUACGAAGAAAGAUUUUUUUUAAUGUUUAUUUAUUUUUGAGAGAGACAGAGACAGAGUGCAAGCAGGGGAGGGGCAGAGAGAGAGGGAGACACAGAAUCUGAAACAAGCUCCAGGCUUUGAGUUGUCAGCACAGAGCCGGACACGGGGCUUGAACCCAUGGACCGUGAGAUCAUGACCUGAGCUGAAGUCAGAUGCUUAAGCGACUGAGCCACCCUGACACACCUGAAAUAUGAAGAAAGAUUUAAAGGAGCUAAAUAAAUGGAACUGGGCUACUUGAUAAUUAUGAGGGAUGUAAUAGCAGGCUGCACAUUUCUGAAGGCUAGAAACAUCUGAAAUGACGAGCUAUCUAGUGUGGAAUAUGAUUAAGGAAUGAAUAGCAUGAAGUGGAAACAUAAGUCAGAUAACAGGACAAUAACUAACAACUCUCUUUUCCUUUGUCUCCCUUCUGCAGGGGCGAGAGGAAGAAACAGCCUUCAGGGACCUGACAACUUUAGGAGUUAUUUUUCCAAAACAAGCAUUUAUUGCUAUAGAAUGACAUAGGAUAAAUGAAGGUUUCAGUCCCAGAUGAAUUUCCUAGCCCAUUUUAUUUUAUUUUAUUUUUUAUUAAAUUUAUUUUUCAAUGUUUAUUUAUUUUUGAGAGAGAGAGAGCACAGGUAGGGGAGAGGCAGAGAGAGAGGGAGACACAGAAUCCGAAGCAGGCUCCAGGCUCUGAGCUGUCAGCACGGAGCCCGAUGCAGGGCUGGAAUCCAGGAACCCUGUCUUAAGGCCUAUUCAAAUGACCUGAGCUGAAGUCGGAUGCUUAACCGACUGAGCCACCCAGGCGCCCCCUUAGCCCAUUUUAAAUAAAUGUUGCACAAAUGCAUCUUCUUUCACAUCUUCCCCUAUGUCCACUGUCAAUGCUUUAAUUCUUGCUCCAUUAAGUCUCACUGGGCAUGUUGCUGUGGCCUCUAGCUACCUCUCUGCUUUGAGAUUCUCUAACCACUUUACCCUCUGCAUGGCCACCACAUGACCUUUCUAAACCACUUCCCAGAAUAAUACUUUAAAACCACAUGAAGACUUUUAUGAGUUAGCCCUCUUGAUAUUGCAAAUAAUAAAAAAACCUGACUCAAGCUUUUUAUUUUUUUAUAUUUUUAUUAUAUCUACUUUUUAGGUUCAUGUGAUGGCAAGGUCCGGAGAUGGAAGGACUGGCUACUGGAUGGUUUAAUCCUGAGGCCCAGUGACGUAAUUCAGGACAGAGUUUCUUUGUGUCUCCCUGCUGUACCUCCCACAAUGCCAGCUUCAUCCUGUACCGGCGGGAGCUGGCUCCAGCCUUCAAGAAGAAGCCAACAGCUUGUAGGACUGUGCUGACUGCGUUCAAAGAGAGAGAGAGAGUGCUGUCUCAGGGUGCUGGGCAAGAAUCUUGAGAUUCACUGGAUUGGACAGGGUUAGGUCACAGGCCCAACCUCGAACCCAUCUUUGUGGCCAGGGGAAUGGAAAAUGUUGUUUGGCUUAGGUAAAUUAGGGACUACCCUGAACGUGGGUACUGGGGAAGCUUCAGUUGGAGUAUUUGGGUUGAAUAGGGAUGGGGGAAUCCAGAACAAAUGAUGGACUGAAACAGGAAGGACGGAUAGCUGGGUGCGCCAUUAGAGACCCUCCACGACUGAGCUGCCCACCCCCUAUCCAGUCUCAAUUCCCACCAUAGACACCUCCUCUGUACACCCUAUACUCAGCCGUGGGUGACUUUGUUGUCCUCAGAAUAUACCCUGCAAUGUCCACGUCUAAGUCUUCACCCAUGCUCUUCUCCAAUCUGGAAUAUACACCCCCCACCAGCACGUUGAAGACCUACUACUCCUCCCUGAACGUCUAGCUUAAAACCCAUUCUCCCAUGAUAAGUUUCCAGAUUCCCAGCUAAAUAAACAUCUCCCUUCCCUAUUCUCCAAUUCACCUUCUUCACAUUACGAGCUGGGUGAUUCUGGGCAACUUACCUGACCUGUCUGAGCUUCAGUUCCCUCCUACAUAAAGUGUGGAUGACACGAAUGCAUACGCCAGGAGUUGUGCAGAUUAAAUAAGUGAAUAUAUAUCCGCUCUUAGAACACUGCUUGACGCCUCAGGAUGAACUAUUACUUUUAUUGUUGCAUUUUAUGUACCAGUGAGCCCUGUGGUAGCCUGACUUUGGGUUUAUCUUUUCAAUAGAUUGUGAGUCGCUGGAGUGCACGCUAAAACAUUUGCCAUUGAAUCUUUCCAUGACUCACUUAAAUAUUUUGGAGCACCCUAUGUGUCAGAUGGUGGGGUACAAAGAGCAGGACAUGCUCCCUAUCGGUCCUAAGACCUAGCAUGUUCCCAGCAUGGAGAAGGCACUCAAUGAGUGUUUGUAGAGUUGGACUGAAAUCAGCCCUGACAGAAAUAACCAUGUUUCCUGUCCAGGUGGCUCCAGUGUAUAUGAGUGGACACCCAGAUGAAGCCGGAUGGUAAUGGCUGGUCCAGGUCCAAAGGCUGCCGAGAACCAUACCCUGGACUAGCUGAGGCUGUGUCAUCUGGGGUUUCUGCCGAGGCAGCAGACAGACCGGGAAAAGGACCUGCCACAGAUAAGGAUUUGAGCGCAGUGACAGGACCACAGGACUGCAAGGUCAGCAGCCACAAGAAUGGACCUGAGAGGAAUACCAAUCGCUCUGCUCCUUUGUAAGGGAUAGAGAAGCCUGGAUUUCCAAAUUCAAAACACCCAUCCGGCUGCUUCUACAAAUCCCUGAAUAGGGAAUCAGUCCAGAGAUACAGAAUUUUUUUCCGCCAAUAUCUUACGGAGGACUUGCGUAACUCCACGGAGCUUCCAGUAAACACCAAGAACCCAAACCGGAGGUGUGCAGUGUGUGUAUGUGUGUGCUGUGUGUCCAAGGGUCAGAGACGUGCGCUCCCGCAGUGAGGGCGGCCUCAGACGCAAAUGCCCAGGCCCGCCACCCAGUCGCCCGCUGAGAGGAUCUGGCCGCCAACUCCAGGAAACAAAAAACAACGACAAAACAAAACAAACAAAAAACCCCCCUCCAUAAUGGAUAUCCCCAGGGGUCUUCCCCCCCCCUCCCCGAAAAAACGCGUUCCACUUUGUGGAACGUUCCAAUUUGUGCGGAAAUUAUACGCACAAGGCAACUCAUUCCAUUCGGGAAGAUGAGAAGUGCUGCAGAAGCGAGACUGGCUGUAUGUGGGGACACGGUCCCCCAAACCGAAAGAGGACAUUCCCAGAAACCUCGUCUUGCCCCUCCAAGCGCCGGCCCGUGAGGUGGUGUGGCCACUGUGGCCGCGCACGAACUCCGCUCUGCGGGAGCCCUGCAGCCUCCGCGCAACUGUCGGCGCGCCACCCGGCCAGGUGCAACGGGCCCGGCUCCGCCAGCGGCGCGCGCCUCCCGCCGCCGGGCACGGGUGGCCCCGCAGCCGAGAUUUACCGCGGCGCAGGGCGGCGGUUUCCGGGGCCGCCCGGCGCCCGGGCUCCGAUUACAGGUUCACACGGGGGGCCCGGCCCGCGGCCGCCCAGCCCCCGCCGGAGCGCCCCCGCGCGGCCCCGCUCCCCCGCCUGCCCAUUCUUCUCCAUUCAUGCGGACGCCCUGCGCCGCCGCCGCCGCCAGCGCGGCCGCCGUCGCCGCCGCCGGCCGCCCGGAUUGGCUGGCGGCCGUGGCGCCGGCACUUUCCCACGGCCCGCGGCGCGUGCGGCUCACCGGCGGCGCUGCAGGCGCGGCCCUGGCGUGCGUCCAGGCCAAUCGGGGCGCGCAGGGCGGGGCGGGGCCGCGGCCGCCGGCGGGCUUGUGUCCCGGCCCGGCCUCCCUCGCCUGCCCGCCGCCGGCCCACCGCCGCCCGCGCCUCCUCCUUCCCCCCGCAGUGGAGACCCAGCGGAGCCCCCGCGGAGCCGACGCACCGCCGCCGGGCAGGGGCCGGCGAGGAGGGCGGGGGCAGGGUUCGCCCUCGAUCUUAGCCUCGCUCCGGUCCCUCCCCGGAGUGGCUGCCAAUCAACGGAGCGAGAAGCCGGGUUGGCGGAGCGGAGGCUGUUGCCCAGGAGCCGCCGCUCCGCCCCUCCGCCUCCUACACCCCGCCUGCCCUCCCAGGGGACUUGAGUAGGGG
Molecule: messenger RNA, 7155 nt
Organism: Acinonyx jubatus (cheetah)
Lineage: Eukaryota; Metazoa; Chordata; Mammalia; Carnivora; Felidae
Gene: MRPS28
Product: mitochondrial ribosomal protein S28
Exons: 4
Coding region: 6243-7148 (301 amino acids)
Cellular component (GO): mitochondrial small ribosomal subunit
Source: RefSeq, a predicted model, not a curated record